Messenger RNA from Ziziphus jujuba (common jujube), 1023 nucleotides. RefSeq names its product cysteine-rich receptor-like protein kinase 10. The annotation marks the transcript as partial. Gene Ontology annotation, biological process: protein phosphorylation. Lineage: Eukaryota; Viridiplantae; Streptophyta; Magnoliopsida; Rosales; Rhamnaceae. The record is from RefSeq and is a predicted model, not a curated record. Gene Ontology annotation, molecular function: ATP binding; protein kinase activity. The transcript has 4 exons.
CAUCUUACUGCCACGGACAAUUUCUCUGCUACAAAUAAGCUUGGACAAGGUGGAUUUGGAUCAGUCUAUAAGGGUCAACUAGUUAAUGGACAGGAGAUAGCUGUGAAAAGGUUAUCAAAACAUUCGGGACAAGGAAUGGAAGAGUUUAAGAACGAAGUCAUGUUGAUUGCAAAACUACAGCACAGAAAUCUAGUGAGGCUUUUGGGUUGUUGCAUCCACAGGGAAGAGAAGAUGUUAAUAUAUGAAUACUUACCAAACAAAAGCUUGGACUACUUUAUAUUUGAUGCAACGAGAAGGUCACAUUUGGACUGGACAAAGCGGCUCGAAAUUGUUACUGGAAUUGCUCGAGGGAUCUUAUAUCUUCACCAAGAUUCAAGACUGAAAAUCAUCCACAGAGAUCUGAAAGCUAGCAAUGUUCUAUUGGAUGUUUCAAUGAAUCCAAAAAUUUCAGAUUUUGGAAUGGCUAGGAUGUUUGGAGACGACCAAACUCAAGCAAAUACAAACAAAGUAGUUGGUACAUAGUAAGUGAUCAUAUUGAUUAUGGUAUUCACCUAUUUGGACCAAAGAUGAACAAGAUUAUAUGCUAUUCUUUUCACACUGUGUGCCUACAGUGGUUAUAUGUCACCGGAAUAUGCAAUGCAAGGGCUAUACUCAACAAAAUCUGAUGUGUACAGCUUUGGUGUUUUGCUAAUAGAGAUCAUUAGUGGCAGGAAGAACACAGAUUACAUCGAUGGAAGCUCCUCGCCAAAUCUCAUUGCACAUGAAGGUGUAACAGAUCGACCGACAAUGUCUGCUGUUAUUGGUUCCACAACCCAACACACCUGCAUUUAUUUACCUAAAGAAUACCUCUCCUAAUGCAGACUCUUCGAUGUCUAGAUCAUUAGAAGCUAUUCUUUGAAUAGCAUCACCAUAACUGCAUUUGAAGCUCGUUGAGCUUAAUGUAUAAUGUGUGACCUUCUUCUUGUUCUUCUACAAUAAUAUUAUAUUGAAUUAAUUUAAAGAACCACAUGUACCCAUGCCACU